UUUCAAGAUCUAAAAACGUAAAAAUUUUCCAUACUUUCUCUCUGUUAUAUAGAUAUAUAAAGCCAGGAAAAUAAUAUAGCAAUGACGUUUUUUUAAAGUCAAAAUAGGCCUACGAUUGUUUCUCAUUGCAGCCCAUUAAUUGAUUAUUGUAAAACAAUUUCCGUCUUUAAUUGUUAAUUAAACAAUGACAUACGAAAUCCCAUUGGCUUUUUUUCCCCUGUGUCAGUAAUUAUUAACAUGAAAUUUCCUAGUAAUUCCGCUGGAAAGAAGAAGGAAGAUGCUUGUCCAUACGUUACUGACAGAAAAACAAAAUCCGACAGAGCAAACAAAACAACUGCAACACAAACUUCGUCCAUCUGCUAUUGCCGGAAAUGCGGCGGACAAAAUGAAAAUAAAGCAGGAAAGAAGAGAAAACUUUCCCUAGAAGUGGUGAAUUGCAAUCCUCCGUCCAAAAAGCAGAAACUGAUGGGAAAACAUCCGUGUAAAGUACCAAAUAAGAAAAGAAAGUACAAGAAGAAAACAACGGUGGCCCAAAAAAAAAGAAGUUCAGUAAAAAGAACAAACCGAAGAAAGGUAAAGAAUAAAAAUAACUUAAAGAAAUUGCGUAUAACAUCGAACAACAAACGUAACAUCCGCCGGAACCAAGUUAAACCGAAGAAGUCGUUACGUCGGAUGUGCCAGAAACAUUGGGCAAAAUCCAAAAAUUGCAUUCCUCCAAGUUCUUCUCCUUCAAUCUUGCAAAAUCCUUCUUUGCGCAGAGAACUUUGCAGAAAGAUCUUCAAGGCGGUGUUAAUAGCUGCAGUCUGCAUGAUUCUGUAGAAUAAAAAUCUGAAUACCAUUUGAAGAAAGAUACUAAUUUAUCAUUUCGAAAAUUUAUUUUGUGGUUCUCUUCGUACAAAAUCAAUAAAUAAACAUAUAAAAAUAGCUGAAUUUAUUGUUCACAUGGG
This is a messenger RNA of Centruroides sculpturatus (bark scorpion), 947 nucleotides long. RefSeq lists its product as uncharacterized. The coding region runs from base 238 to 819 and encodes 193 amino acids. NCBI's taxonomy places the organism in Eukaryota, Metazoa, Arthropoda, Arachnida, Scorpiones, Buthidae. The record is from RefSeq and is a predicted model, not a curated record. The transcript is spliced from 7 exons.